Ostreococcus tauri is the source of this 1020-nucleotide messenger RNA. Its product is annotated as 14-3-3 protein. The transcript has a single exon. The record is from RefSeq and is a predicted model, not a curated record. Bases 1 to 1020 code for a protein of 339 amino acids. Lineage: Eukaryota; Viridiplantae; Chlorophyta; Mamiellophyceae; Mamiellales; Bathycoccaceae.
AUGGACGUCGUGCAGGACGAACUCAAUCGUUCGCCCCCGCUCGCUUUGUCCGUCGUCGUCGCCUCCGUCGUCGUCGGUCUCGUAUUGAACCCAGUCUUCGCCUUCGAUGAUGCUUUUGCAUUUUGUCCUCGUGACGUCCUGUUCCGAGCGCAGAUCCAUCGCGUGUUCACGUCCGUAGCGCACGUCGACGGUCCUCUGAGCGCACUGCUCGCGUGCGCGCUGAGCGUGCGAGUGAUCGCACGGCGAGAGCGAGAGAGAGGGACGCUACGGACGCUGUUCGACGGAGCGACAGUGUUUUGGUUGACAACGGGGUGCGCGACGGUGAUCUCGGUCAUCUUAGGACCGAUCAUGCCGGUGAUUUUGCGUGACAAUUACAUGUUUGGUACCGGGGUCUUCGCGGCGGCGUUCGGGACGUUUGCGAGGGAGUGCGCGCGGUCGAGCGCGAGUGACGUCACGCAGCUCGGAAUCGUCGGCGCGGUGCCGACGAAGCGAGCGCCGGCGGUUGUAGGGUUCGUUGCGCUGCUUCUGGGAGCAAACGCGUUGGAGCUGGCGUCAUGUUUGUACGUUGGGUACGCCUGGGGAAGUGGGGGUGCGUUCGAGUGGGCGAACGUGUCGGACGGGACGCUGGCGGAUUUGGAAAAUGGUUCCUUGCGAUUCAUUGCUCGCGCGCCGGGAUAUGUCGCCGUGAACGGGCAGACGCUUCCGGUGACGACGCGAGACGGCGCUGGGGUGUCGACUGCAUCAUGGUCCACGUUCGCGGGAGGGGUGUUCGCUGCAGCUUCCGCGGCUGCUCGCGAGGUGCGAUCGCGAGUGGUUAGUCAACGGCGAACAGAAGGCGCCGCUGCGAGAACGACUGUGGCUGAAACGAGCGAUCAAUCGUCGGCGAGUGAACAGAGCGGCGAUGAAGACACGAGACCCAAACCAGACACUCGUGAAGAGCGCGCUGCCGCGUUCGCCGCCGCGUUCGAACGAAGAAAGAACGAUAGACAUGGCGAAGGCGAAGGCGACGCCGCUUCGUGA